Messenger RNA from Xiphias gladius (swordfish), 2218 nucleotides. RefSeq names its product bone morphogenetic protein 6 (gene bmp6). Gene Ontology annotation, cellular component: extracellular region. The record is from RefSeq and is a predicted model, not a curated record. NCBI's taxonomy places the organism in Eukaryota, Metazoa, Chordata, Actinopteri, Istiophoriformes, Xiphiidae. Gene Ontology annotation, biological process: SMAD protein signal transduction. Gene Ontology annotation, molecular function: cytokine activity; growth factor activity. The transcript has 8 exons. Bases 500 to 1822 code for a protein of 440 amino acids.
CCUGCCUAGUCCUGUUAGACCCUUACACACAGACUGUAGGAGUAGGUGACUGUAAUUGAGACCAGUUCAGCUAUUAAAAGGCUGUUUUUUGCUAGAGCACACAUUUGGACAAUCGUAUAUUUUGGAGAGCAUACUGUUAACGUAAAAUGGCUUAGUUUAUUGGAGUUGUUAUUCUUUUACUGGUGAAUAUCGUAUCAAACGGUGUCUUUUGACCGACUUACCCCAGUGCUCACAAAGUUUCAAAUGUUACACUUUAUCCUUAAGCACCACAACGCACUACGGGAAUCAGAAAUGAAAACAGCACCGACACCAUUCAGCGCAUUUUGCUUUGGGAAGUAUUUCAAAUGGCUUGAUACACGACUUUUUUUUAACUUUUGAUCUGUGGCUGCGACAGUUAACGGACUUUGGUUACCAUUAGGCUCGUUUUGCAUUUGGACAGGCGACUGAAGCUCCAAGACAGACACACUUGGGAUUCCGGAGAGUACAGCGGGACAACACCAUGACCAGCUGCUGGCUUGCCUUGGUCGGAUUGUGGUGGAGCACUUAUUACUGCAUGUACCCGGUGACGGGGAGUAAUCAUUCACUGGAUGGAAACAACGAAGUGCACCCGGGUUUUAUCCACCGGCGGCUGCGGACGCACGAGAAGAGGGAGAUGCAGAAGGAGAUCCUGUCCAUCCUCGGGCUCCCGCACAGACCGAGACCGCAUCUGUCACACGGAAAGUACAACUCCGCUCCACUUUUCAUGUUGGACUUAUACAACACCAUAUCAAGCGAUGAGAAAAACCAAGAGGAAGGCAUGCUGAACGGACAUCAGUCCCCGCGGACAACCCAGAGCCCUCCUCUGGCCACAUAUGAAGAAACUACCUUUCUAAAUGAUGCAGAUAUGGUGAUGAGCUUCGUUAAUUUAGUGGAGUACGACAGUGAGGUUUCUCCACAGCGGCGUCACCAGAAGGAGUUCAAGUUCAACCUCUCACAGAUCCCCGAGGGCGAGGCUGUCACUGCAGCUGAGUUUCGGCUCUACAAGGAGUGUGUGAGCCGGACCUUCCGCAAUGACACCUUCGUACUCAAAGUUUACCAGGUGGUCAAAUUGCACCCUGACAGAGAGGCAGACUUGUUUCUGCUGGAGUCUCGCAGCCUGUGGGCAGCAGAGGAGGGCUGGCUGGAGUUUGACAUCACUGCCACCAGCAACUUGUGGGUGAUGAGCCCAGUGCACAACCUGGGCCUGCACGUCAGCAUGGAGACCAGCAGCGGUCAGAGCAUCAGUUCUAAGGAGGCAGGGCUUGUAGGACGUGAUGGUGCACUGGAGAAGCAGCCUUUUAUGGUGGCUUUCUUCAAAGUGAGUGAAGUGUACAUCCGCACAGCCCGCUCCACUGGCAGCAAACGUCGCCAGCAGAAUCACAACCGAUCCACACAACCGCAGGAAGGAUCCAGAGGGAUGGGCCUGGCAGAUUACAACAGCAGUGAUGAGAAAACAGCAUGCAGAAGACAUGAGCUCUACGUCAGCUUCCGAGAGCUGGGCUGGCAGGAAACAGAGAGAGGAAGAAAUAGAAGAGAACAAACAGACUGGAUAAUUGCUCCUGAAGGCUACGCAGCAAACUAUUGUGAUGGAGAGUGCUCCUUCCCCCUUAAUGCCCACAUGAAUGCCACCAACCAUGCCAUUGUACAGACACUGGUGCACCUGAUGAACCCUGAGAAUGUACCGAAGCCAUGCUGCGCCCCCACCAAGCUCCACGCCAUCUCAGUGCUCUACUUCGAUGACAACUCCAACGUCAUACUGAAGAAAUACAAGAACAUGGUGGUGCGGGCCUGUGGCUGCCACUGACACCAUCAAGGACCAAUAAUGCUUGAUUGAAAAAUGGGUUGGCAAAGGGCUGCAACUGCACCAGUGACUCCUGGAUGAGGUUGACCUCAAAUAUACACCAGUUUUCUUCCCAAAUUCUCAACAUGCAGGGCAUGUCCACCCUGAAAACCAUUUACAUGUUCUGUUCCAAUAAUCUUGGACAGUUCAAAACAUCCAUCUAUUAUAUGAUUUUUUUUGUCAAGGCUUCAAAUUAAGUGGGGACCACUGCAAAAAUGACACCAUAUGGGUGUGAUCUAUUGGCAACUUCACCCUAUUCCAGUGUUGAGUCACCAAAUGGUCCUUCUCCUUCUCUACUGGCUUUGGAGUUGAGUCUUUCUUUCAUGGGUCUGCAAGUGAAUGAAUGACUGUAUGUGUGUG